GCAUAUAGUGAGACGAAUAUUCGGCAAACUGUUGCUCUGAGGUGCUCGCAAUGUUUAAAAAUUUUGUGGUUUUCGCCACAACCUGUGUCUGUUUAGUAGCAGCACACAAGCAGGUGGAUGUCCACACUGCCGACAAGACUUUUUUGACAAAACAAAAAGAAAUUUGGAGCCUUUUUUGGCACAUCGAUCAACCGACAACCGUCAAUUCAGAGCUUUAUCAAGUAGCCCGUUCAUUCAGCAUUGAAGAUCAUGUCGACUCUUACACUAACGCGAGCUACGUUCAUCACUUCAUGGAUCUCUACAAACAUGGAUUGAUUCACCGCGAUGCCGUAUUCUCAAUGUUCCAUCCAGAACAUUACCACGAAGCUGAUGCUCUUUUCAAACUUUUCUUCCAUGCCAAAGACUGGGAAACUUUCUACAACACAGCAGUGUGGGCACGUUUCAACGUAAACCCCAAAUUAUUUGGUUACGUUUUUGCUGUUGCUGUAAUUCAUCGCCCAGAUACUAAAUUCGUCACUCUACCGCCUUUAUACGAAGUAAUGCCACACUACUUCUUCAACAACGAGGUGAUGCAAGCAGCUUAUCAUGUCAAAAUGGGAGAUUCCAGCGUUAAGAAAGCCAUUGGCGUUAAAUACCACGAAGGAAGCGAUGUCGUAAUCCACUCAAACUACAGCGGAUGGUACCUGAUCCACGAUGAUGCUGAAGAGGAAUUGAACUAUUUCACUGAAGACAUUGGUCUUAAUUCUUACUACUUCUAUUUCAUCCAUGAGUUCCCGCACUUCAUGAGCAGCGAGCACUACCAUAUGCUGAAAGAAAUCCGUGGAGAAGUUUACUUCUUUGGACACAAACAAUUAUUGGCCCGUUACUACCUCGAGCGUUUGUCUCACGAUAUGGGUGAAAUUGAAACAAUUGACUGGCAUGAGCCGAUCGUUACUGGUUACUACCCAACAAUGAAUCAUCCAAAUGGUCUUCCAUUCCCCCAUCGUCAUUCAUGGACCCACGUUCCUCAUCAUAAAUUCGAUUUAGUCCACGAUGCUGAACAAUUUGAAACUCGCAUUCUCGGAGCCAUUGACUCUGGAGUAUUCUAUGAUGCCAGUCACCCACCAAAGGGUGUCAAGGUUUACACACCAGAAGGUUUCAACACUCUUGGAAACUUGAUUCAGGGUAACGCUGAUUCAAUCCACAGCAAAUUCUACGGCAGUAUCGACCAUAUCUACAAACAGAUUCUUGGUUUUGGAUUGAAGCCAAUUGACAAAAACCACUUGGUCCCAAGUGCCCUAGAAUACUCGAUCACCAGUAUGAGAGACCCGGCAUUCUACCGUAUUUACAAGAAAAUAGUAAACUAUUUCCUGAAAUUCAAAGAACACUUGCCCCAAUACACUCAUGAAGAAUUAGCAUUCCCCGGUGUUAAAAUUGAGUCAGUAGCUGUUGACAAGCUUCUUACAUUCUUCGAACACUACGACUCUAUUGUCAGCAAUGGUAUACCCGUAUCCUCACAAAAGGAUGCUGAAACAACGGUUAUCAAGGUUCGCCAACACCGUUUGAAUCACAAGCCAUUCACCUCCCACAUCACUGUCAGCAGUGACAAAAAUGUUAAGGCCGUCAUCCGCAUGUUCUACGGACCUAAAUACGACGUACAUGGUCACGAAAUUGACUUCGCUGACAACUGGGCUAACUUUAUUGAACUUGACCAAUGGGUUGUUGAUCUUAAAUCUGGUAUCAACAAAAUUGAGCGCAGCAGCCACGAAUCUAUUUACGUUAUUCCUGAUGAAGUAAACAGCGCAACAUACUGGAAACAUAUCACUAAAUCUAUAGAAUCUGACGAACCAUUGACUUACAGCUCUCAAUUAUACGGUUUCCCAGACCGUUUAGUUUUACCUAAAGGUAAAAAAGAUGGAUUCCCAAUUAAAAUGUUCGUUUACGUAAGCGAAUACGAGGAGAGCCACGCUUUCAAACACGAGUCUCCAGUUUGGGGCAGCAUGAUGACUGAUGGAAAACCCUUGUCAUACCCUCUGGACAGACCUGUUGUUCCUUACGAAUUUGACGUACCUAAUGCACACUUCAAGGAUGUCGUUGUCUACCACAAACACGUCGAAGAACUUAAUCUUACUAUUUAUCUAACCAUGUCUGUUUACUCGUUGCACCCGUUCAUUAUUUUUGUAAUAAUAGCAAUAAAAAUGCUCAAAGAAGUGUUUUUAUUCGCCCUAGUGGCAAUCUAUAUUACAACCGCUAAUUGUACUUUCUAUUACACAGAACUAACUGCAGACAAAGAUUUUCUGCUUAAACAAAAGAAAAUUUAUAAUUUGUUUUAUCAUGCUUCGCAACCGAGUGUCGUCAAUGAAGACUUGUACAAACAAGGAUUAGAAUACAGUAUUGAGGCAAACAUUGACUCCUACACCAAUAAGGAAGCUGUAAACAGUUUCAUUGAAUUAUACAAAUUUGGAUUUUUGCCGCGAGGAGAAUUAUUUUCCGUCUACUAUCCAAAAUUACUAACGGAAACGAAAUCACUUUUUAAACUCUUUUACUACGCAAAAGAUUUUGAUACUUUUUUCAAAACAGCUCUUUGGGCACGAGUUAACAUCAAUCAGGGAGAAUUUUUCUGUGCACUCUACCAAGCCGUUCUUCGACGACCUGACACAAGUUACAUUCAACUUCCUCCACCGUACGAAUUUUAUCCCUACGCUUUCUUCAACUCGGAAGUUAUAGAAGCUGCGAAAAAUGUUAAAUUAUACAACAAACCUGACUCUCUUGAAGGAAAUUCUUACGUAAUUCACGCAAACUUUUCCGGUUGGUACCUCAAUCGUGACUAUGAUACUGAAAUGAAGCUAAAAUACUUUAUAGAAGACAUAAGUCUCAACACAUAUUACUUUUUCUUCCGUGAAAACAAUCCAUUCUGGUUGAGCUCCGACGAAUUUGGUUUAGACAAACACUCACGUGGUGAAGAAUAUUUGUACGGACACAAGCAAUUAUUUAAUCGCUACAAUUUGGAACGUUUGGCAAAUGGUCUCGAGAAAGUUGAAGAUUUCACUUGGGACAGUGAAUUUUACCCUGGAUACUAUCCGACAAUGGUUUAUCACAAUGGACUCCCGUAUCCUCAACGUCCUCACUGGAGCAAAAUUCCUCAAUACAAGUACCCAUUCCUCCAUGCGAUUCAUGAUGCAGAAUCUCGAAUUUCCGGUGCUAUUGAUUCUGGAAUAGUGCUUACUGCUGAAGGGAAACCAAUCAACAUUUACACUCACGAUGGUUUGAAUAUUUUGGGUAAUUUGAUUGAAGGCAAUGAAGACUCGUACAAUAAAAACUUCUAUGGCAGCAUUGACGAGUUUGCCCGAAGGAUUCUUGGGUUUAAUCUUGAACCUAAAUCACAAUACCAAGUAAUUCCAAGUGCUAUGGAGUCAUUCUUCUCGUGUAUGAGAGACCCGGCUUUCUACAGACUUUACAAGAGAAUUGGUUACUAUUACUACAGAUACAAAGAACUUUUGAAACCAUAUCCAAAAGAUGAGGUCGUAUUUCCCGGUUUGAAAUUCGAAUCUCUGACAACAGACAAAUUGAUAACUUACUUUGAUUACUUUGACGCGACAAUUAGCAACGGAUUGCCUGUUCAUGAUCAAAAAGAAGCUGAUUCGUUGUUCAUAAAAGUUCGCCAGCAUCGUCUGAACCACAAACCAUUCAAUGUAAAAAUGAUUAUCAACUCAGACAAACCUCAACCAGUAGCCAUCCAAUUGUUCCUCGGACCAAAGUAUGACGGGCAAUAUAAUUUGAUAGAUUUCACUGAAAGCUACCGAUACUUUUAUGAAAUAGACUACUGGGUAACUGAUCUAAAUGCUGGAGAGAACAAACUCGAGCGCAACAGCCACGACUUUUUCUUCUUGAUGCCCGACAAGGAGCCAAGUGAAAUUUUCUACAAGAGAGUCGAGAAAGCUCUAGAAGGCACUGAGCAGUUUACGUACAAAGAAAAUCUAUACGGAUUCCCAGAACAUCUUUUGCUGCCAAAAGGCAAUCGGGCCGGAUCACCUUAUCAAUUAUUCGCUUACGUCAGUCCAGUCACCGAUGUAAUUAAAUACAAAUCCCGCGUUUUUGGAAGCUACAUGUUCGGUCACAAACCCAUGGGUUUCCCGCUUGAUCGGCCAAUCUACUACCCCCACUUCCAAGGACCAAAUAUGUUCUUCAAAGAUGUUAACAUUUAUCUCAAUCUUGAUGUCGAUCCCAACGCCACUGUCUAAUAAUCAUCAGUCAAUUCUUCUCUUCCUGAGCAUUUCAAUGUGCAAAAAUUUUAAUUACUGUUAAUUAUUAAAUCAUAAACAUGUAAUCAUUUUUUUUAAUUUUUGAUUGAAAUAUAAAGCAUUAUUAUGUCAAAUAAAA
Microplitis mediator is the source of this 4359-nucleotide messenger RNA. RefSeq lists its product as uncharacterized. Lineage: Eukaryota; Metazoa; Arthropoda; Insecta; Hymenoptera; Braconidae. Bases 51 to 4220 code for a protein of 1389 amino acids. The transcript is spliced from 11 exons. The record is from RefSeq and is a predicted model, not a curated record.